Messenger RNA from Amaranthus tricolor (Joseph's coat), 4039 nucleotides. RefSeq names its product protein SIEL. Gene Ontology annotation, biological process: intercellular transport. The transcript is spliced from 11 exons. Lineage: Eukaryota; Viridiplantae; Streptophyta; Magnoliopsida; Caryophyllales; Amaranthaceae. The record is from RefSeq and is a predicted model, not a curated record. Gene Ontology annotation, cellular component: endosome. The coding region runs from base 48 to 2804 and encodes 918 amino acids.
GUCAUCUCAUAAUAAUUAACGUCAAAACAGGAGCAAGGAUUGCAACAAUGGAGCAACAGCUAUGGCGGGAAACCGAGGAGAAGUUUAACACCAGCAAUCUCAUCGGCGACUCCAACAACAACAACAAUAACGCAAUCUCUCUCCAAACACUCUCAUCAUGUCGAUCACUUAUCAUCAAUCCUUCAACAUCAAACCUUACAAUUUCGUCCAUUUUGAAAACCCUAAUUCACACUCUAUUUUCCUCAAAUCACCGCCAUUACCACCACCACAUUUUCUCUCUCCUCUCCACUCUCUCUUUUCAUCACCCUUCCUUCUCACCGUCUAUAUCUUCUUCCAUUCUUUCUCUCUCUUCCUCCCUCAUCUCUGACCCUUCCUCCUCCCCUCGCCUGGCUGCUGCCGCUCUUUCUCUCCUCUUGUCAAUCUCUGCCGUUGAUGACCUCGAUGACAGUCUCCUUGUAUCUCUCUGCUUUCGUCCUUGUAUGUCUGUCAGGGUUUGGUUCUUGAACAAUGCGCUUAAGUUUUCAAUUCGUCCCAAUUUGUUGUUGACUGUGAUGUUAGGGUUUAGUGAGGACCCUAUUCCUUGUGUUCGUAAAGCUGCAUUGGAGGGCUUGGUUCGUAUUUGUGAUUCUGGUAUUUUUGUAGAGGAUUCUGCAUUUGUUGAGGGAUGUUAUUUUCGUGCUGUUGAACUUCUUGGUGAUCAGCAUGAUUAUGUUCGCUUCAGUGCUGUUCGUGCGGUGAGGGCAUGGGGAUGUAUGCAUGCUGAGUCGAAGCCAGAGGAAGAAAUUAAGGGUACAUGUUUCAAUGGUGUAUUUCUGCAGAUCUGUUCUAUGGUCAGAGAUAUGAAUGUGGAGGUCAGGGUGGAGGCUUUUACUGCCCUUGGAAAAAUUGCAUAUAUCUCUGGUGAUAUUUUGUUGCAGACCAUGUCAAAAAGGGUCCUUGGAACAAUCAAAGAAAAACAAUCCUUAGCUUGGUGUAGUUCACAUAUGCAUAAAAUUCAUGCUUCUGUUGCUGCAGGUUUAUUUGUUCAUGGUCUAGAGGAUGAAUAUAGUGAGGUACAACAGGCUGCCUGUAUCUCCUUGCGAAUGCUUCCUGUUAUCUCUGAUCAAUUUGCUAGUGAGGCUGUUAAUAUAUUGAAAUAUGGUCUUCAUGGUGAUACAACGGUUAGGCUAGAGGCUCUGAAGACGAUUCAUCAUAUAGUACUAUCUGGAUGCUUAAAGAUGCAGGAGGAAAACAUAGAUAUGUUGCUUGGAACUCUUUUGGACAGCAGUUCUGAGAUCAGAUCCAGAGCUUUUAAUUUGCUUGAAUCAGUUAAGUUGCCUGGCCUGAAGGUGUUUAAAUCAACUGUUGAAAGCCUCCUUAAAAGUGUGGACAUGUACCCCAAGAGUGAAGCCCAAGUUUUUUGUACGCUGUUUAGUAUUGGUCAGAAUCAUGGCAAUUAUGCAGUCAGAAUCAUGGAGGACUUCUAUGCUGAGAUUGAACCUUCCAGCAAUGGGAAACUGGGCUGUAAUAGACCAAGAGUUGUUGGAUUGCUAGUUUUAGCUAUUUCAGCUUCCAUGAAACAUGAAAAACACUUCAUCCGAAUUCCACCAUGGAUAUUUUCUUAUGCAGCUGCAUACUUUGGGCGGAUCUCUCUUGCUCUUCGUGAUAUUCUAGAUGUUGAUUCCCUUCUGGCAUACUUGUCUUACUGUGGUAAUUGGCAUUUUAUGGGGCAUUCUGAAACCAAGACUCGAUCAGACAUACUUUCAGCUGCUAAAGGUCAACAAGAAGCGUCUGAGCAUGUCCUCAGUGCAGUAAAGCUUAUCCUUCAAACCGUGGAAAGGUUAUGGAAGCUGGUUAAAUGUGGAUGCACAGAUGAAAUGAUUAAAGCAUUAAGGUACUGUAAAGAAUCUCUUAUGACAGUAAAGGCUGGUUCUUUUGCACAUGCUGGUGUAGUUGCUUUUGCAUUACAAUAUAUUCGUAUCGUAAAGAUUCUCACGGAGGUUUGGGAAAUCUUUGUGGUAUCCAAACAUUGUCUAUUGUCCGAAAUUGGUGACAUGGACCUGUUACUUGGAAAGCUAGACAAAGCAUUACUUGAUUUCAGAUAUAGGUUCAUUGGGUUAAGUGAAAAUGUUGAGCUUAUUAUUAUGGAGUUGCUGCUUCUCAAUUAUCUGCUGCAACUUUCGAGUCCUUAUACUCACGGGAAAGCCUUUCAUAAAUUAUGUACCGUGUUUUCUUAUGUGUGCCACUUAAGAAAUGCAAAAUCCAUUGCAUGCUCCGACUUUGUUAACCAGUUUGCAGAACUAUCCUAUGAUGGCUGCUUGUCUCUUGAGGCAACUCGCAACCCUAUCCAGUUGAAAAAACUGCUAGACUUAUUUUUGCUCAAGGAGUUGGGAGUCUCUCAAGGAAUCAAGCACAUUAAAGCAGAUAUUUGUGUUCUAGGCUUUGACUCUGUAAGUCCUCUGCAAUUCAUUUCAGGAUUGCCUGUGGCAAUUCCUCUUGAAAUUACUCUCUAUAACAUGACAAAUGAUCAUAGACUAUGGCUGAAGAUUACGUUGAAUGACAAGCUGACAGAGUAUUUCUUCUUGGAUAUGGAAGAAUAUGGAGGCCCUGGAGAGCCUAGGCAAUUUAAGUGCACCUUGCCAUUCUAUAGAACUCCAGAAGUAGUUGCUUUCACAUUGAGAAUUAGUAUGGGUAUGGAAUGUUUGUAUGAGGAUUUGCAUUUGUGGAAUGGCCAUGGUGGCCCUAAACAUGCCCUGACUUUCAUUAGCCCGGAAAUAGAAGUGGAUUUCUCUAACCUCAAGACCCCCCAACAUGAUGAAUGUUAAGACUAUUUAUAUUAACAGUCAUGAAAAAUGGGAAUUAGCGCAGUAUUGUAUUAAAGGUGCACAAUGCCAGAUUUCUCUUUUUCUUUCCUCUUCUCUCUCAUAUUCUACAGCUAGUUGACAACUGUUUUUUCCCAACUUGAAUCAACCAGAUCAAGAUUGGAAAAAUGUGUGUUGUGGAUCAUUCGAGCAUAUGAAGACUCAAAAUAGAGAUGGAGAUAUUAAAUUUCUAUGGAGAUGAUAAUGAAAGAUGCUCAUUCUAUGACAGAGCAGAAAAUCAAACCCAUUACCAUUGUAAAUCAUAUGUUGGAUUGUCCAUCUUAUUUUUCUCCAAAAGUUUUGGUACUUCUAGUUUCAGGACAUGGUUUGAAUCUGUGCACCGCCUUCUUAUCCUCUUCCAGUUUUUUGCUGAUUUUUCGAACUGAUAGAAAGUUUUGAAGAAUAACUUAAUGGUUGAUUUUGAAAUGUUCUUGUGAGUUGUGACCUGUUUGCUUCCAUCAUGCUUUGAGGCUAUUGAACUAUAUAGAAAACAAGGAUCCAUAUCUUCUGUCAACAAAUUCAGGUAAUCCCUCAAAAUGCUGCCACGACAUCCUAAGGCGACUGUCCCUUGAUGUGGGGUCCAUGAAAGAAAGUUGCCACAAUAAAGAAAGAAGCAAAAAGUUCCAAUCGAGUUGGGUUAGAGGGGUUGAAAUUGAAGACUUUAUCCAUGAAAUCGGGCCAACUGAAUCUGCUUAUGUACCACACCACUCUCCAACCCCUUCCUCCUCAGCGGAACAGCAGCCAAGAUCAGCAUGUAAAAGCUUGAACUCGAGCCAUUGUAUAUUUGUAUCAACUCGGUCACAAUUUUUGGACUUUUUACGAUUACUUGAUUGCUUCUUUCACAUUCCCACACGUUCUUCCAUUUGUCUCGGCCACUUUUCUGACUAUGGAAGCUCCUUUACUAACCACCAUCCCCAUUUACUCCUUGGAAGAUACAACUGACUUGUUGGAUUUCUGGAGGAUUUGGUAGAUUUAUGGUUAAUCACACUUGAUAUGUACCCUUAAAAGUAUAUACCCCGAAGACAUCUACAUGUUCCCUUAAACAAUAAUGUAUAAUACUCCUAGCAUAGAAAUGUACUUUCUAAAAUUGCAACUGUUUACCCGAGUCCUAACACUUCAAUUUCAUUGAACACAUGUAUUGUCUAAAUCAAAAAAAUCAAUGUUGUGUUGUGCAACCGUAUAUUUGAACUUAUUUGAUA